GAUCCAGCCUGCGCAUACAGUGCAGUUCCUGAGCCUGUAUGUCAAGGGGCAAAUGCACUCAAACCUCUCCGACCCGAUACAGCACAGGCAUGCUGGGAACGCCAUAUGCAAAUGAUGCAACACAGCGCUCCGCCCCCUCGACGUUGGGGCGGUUACCGUGUCGGCCCAGUGCGCAGGCGCGGGAAAGUUGAACUUCGGAAGUAAAGUUUGUAGAAAUUGAGUGAAAGCGUGUGUGCGCCAGUACGACUGAGGCAGAACCCCGAUCCAGGUACCUCCAUGGCCGGCUCUGAAGAGUUGGGUCUCCAAGAGGACACACUGAAGGUUCUGACUGCCUUCCUUAGGCGCGGUGAAACUGCUGGGUCCCCUGUCCCAACUCCACCCAGGAGCCCUGCCCAAGAAGAGACAACAGAUUUCCUGAGCCGACUCCGAAGAUGCCUCCCUUGUCCCCUGGGGCGAGAAGCUCCUCCCCCUGAGUCCUCUAGGCCCUGCUUCCUUCCCCUCCGUCCCUGCUAUGGUUCAGAGCCUGGCCCAGCCUCUUCAGACUUCUAUGCCCUGGUUGCCCAGCGUCUGGAACAGUUGGUGCAGGAGCAACUCAAGUCUCCGCCCAGCUCAGAGAUCCAGGGACCCCCACCCACGGAGAAGGAAGCCCUGCUAAGGAGGCUGGUAGCCUUGCUGGAGGAGGAGGCAGAAGUCAUCAACCAAAAGCUGGCCUCUGACCCGGCCCUGCAUCGUAAGCUGGCCCGCCUGUCAGCAGGCUCUUUCGCCCGCCUUGUGGAGCUCUUCUCUAGCCGGGGAGGCAGUUCCUCCCCAAACUGCUCAAGUCCCUCGAUGCCGUGCCCAGGGCCCCCACCGCCAUCCCCAGAUCCGCUGGCACGCCUAGCACUAGCCAUGGAGCUGAGCCGGCGCGUGGCUGGGCUUGGGGGUACCCUGGCCAGCCUCAGCAUUGAGCAUGUACACAGCUUCGCGCCCUGGAUCCAGGCCCAUGGGGGCUGGGCAGGCAUCCUGGCCACCUCACCUGUGGACUUGAACUUGCCUUUGGACUGAGCGUUUCCUCUGAACCGGCUGCAGGUGACCGAAGUAUGACGACACACAUUCUUCAGGGCUGUAGGGUGGCGGUUGCCCUACUUUUCUUUUUUUGCCAAAAAGACUGUUUAGUAUUAAAAGCUUUGUUCUUUGACUAGAGCACUAAAGUGUUUGAGUGUGUGUGUGUGUGUGUGUGUGUGUGUGUGUGUGUGUGUGUGUGUACACGUGUGUGUACAUGUGCAUUUGAGUAAGUGCAUGGAGGUGGGAGGCCAAGGUUGGGGUCUUCCUUCAUCACAACCCACCUCUCUGUUGCUGUGUAGCCUGGCUAGCCAGGAAGUCUGGAUUCCCGAGUGUUGGGACUUGCACUGGGCGUGGAGACUCACUCCUUUAUUCCCACCCUGGCACUCAGAAACAAGUGGAACUCUGAAUGUGGAGCCAGGCUGGUCUAAUAGGAGUCAGGAUCGCAAGGGCUAUAUAGUGAGACCAUCUCAAAAAUACAAAAGCAAAAAGUAUUAAAUUUUACAUGUAUGUUUGUAUCUGCAUGCAUGUAUGUGCACUACAUGUGUGCAGUAUGUGUGUCCAAGCACUUUUAUUUUUUUAAAGAUCUGUUUUUUUGUGUAUGAGUACAUUGUGCCUGUCUUCAGACAUACCAGAAGAACCAUCUCUCCA
Molecule: messenger RNA, 1692 nt
Organism: Rattus norvegicus (Norway rat)
Lineage: Eukaryota; Metazoa; Chordata; Mammalia; Rodentia; Muridae
Gene: Bcl2l12
Product: Bcl2 like 12
Exons: 8
Coding region: 277-1044 (255 amino acids)
Biological process (GO): positive regulation of transcription by RNA polymerase II; regulation of apoptotic process; negative regulation of apoptotic process
Cellular component (GO): nucleus
Molecular function (GO): p53 binding
Source: RefSeq, marked provisional